Messenger RNA from Scatophagus argus, 2391 nucleotides. Its product is annotated as TNFAIP3-interacting protein 3-like. The record is from RefSeq and is a predicted model, not a curated record. The transcript has 10 exons. Lineage: Eukaryota; Metazoa; Chordata; Actinopteri; Scatophagidae. The coding region runs from base 391 to 1314 and encodes 307 amino acids. Gene Ontology annotation, biological process: regulation of transcription by RNA polymerase II; cellular response to lipopolysaccharide.
AUACAUCUCCCUGAUUGAAUUUUUUGUCUCAAAGCAUAGCAGUGUCUCCGAAUAUCGCCUACUGUAUGGUAUUGGGUCCGUAAAAUUACGUUUCCUGUCAUUUUUUGCUGCGUAGAGUCAAAUUUUUCUCUUCGUCAUCGAUUCGUACCAUAAACACAUCGUUAAUUACCGCUCGCGCUGCUGAUCCACUGCUUGUACUUUCCUUUCCUUCACUAUGGUCUCAGCCCUGUGACUGUACCGGCCCCGGGGAGGGAAUCCCGGAAGGUGAUUGGACAACACUGGUUUUUCCACGUCAUACGGGAUCCUCAGUAUAACUAACAUGCGGGGCGAGUCAUCGCUUCAGAUCUUUUGUGGAAUCAGCACAAGUCGAGGAACUCAGAAUAUAAUAAUAUGUCUCUACAUGAAAACUCAAAGGACAGGCCUGUGGAGAGGCAGGCCGAUGAAACUGUCCCCUCCGAUGGGAAACGGAUCCAAAGACUGUAUCCAUCGUUGCCAAAAGUAGAGAGGUAUGAGGUUUGCUUGCUCGACCGCUCCAUUGAAGAAAAUCUUCAUACAGCUGCAGUUUAUCAUCCUGACACUCUCCUGGGAGACACUCAGUCAGAAGCCUCAGCCAGUAAUGACGUCAGACUGAAAGCUCAGAUACUUAUCUUGGAGGGGCAAAGGCAAGAGCUUCUUUCUAUUAAUGAGAAAUGGGCAAAAGAGUACAGAACCAUGAAACAGUACUACAAAAAGAAGGUCAAAGAUUUAAAAUCAUUACUGCAACAUGAUCACAGUCGCUUUGAAGAGGAGAUGUGUGGAGUAGAAAAGAACAUCACAUUAUACAAGCAAGUCAAAGAUAAAGAGAGCGCAAGGGCCGGAGAUGCGAUUGACCCUGAGUUACUGAAAGCCGAGACGGAAGCCAAGGAGUUGAGAUCGCAAAACAGCACCCUGACCCGAAGAUGGAAGCAUCAACAUGAGGAGAUCAGGCGGCUGAACGAGGCCCUAGAAGAGGCACUUAGGACUACUCCACCCCUUGAUGUGAGAAGUGAAACACUGCAGGAUGUCUGGAAACAUCAGGCAGAAGUCUACAAGGAAGACUUUUUGAAAGAGCGGAAGGACAGGGAGAAGCUUAAGGAGAAGUAUCUGGAACUGGAGGAGAAGUUCAGAAAGGUUCACAGCGAGCUACGUGUCCUCAAACCUCAGGUGACCAGGACUCAGCCACCUCAGCGUGUCUUUGAAUGCACCUGCGCAAAUCAAGCCAAAUGUCCAAGGUGGGAGGUCCGGCAAAUUAACCUGCACCACAUGCAGUCUCAAAGAUGUUCUAAACACUCUUGAUAACAAACUGUGAAAUGCAAUGGUCUUCUCCCUCUUUGCGCGAUAAUGUAUGUUGCACUUUAUGGAAGUCUCAGAUCAGAGUUCAUCAGUAGCAUGAUGAGACUUUGCUAGUUUAUCAGGCAGGACAACAUCCAAGAAGUGAGCUCUGUCCUGCUUCAGUCCUUGGCCAACUGUCUGUCUCAGGUUCAGCUUCAGGUAGUUUUUGUCGUGGUCAUAAAGAGGCCAUUCCACUAGUCCAGGUCCAUUUGGAGACCUGUUUGGAGGAAGCAAACACACGCACACACAAAUCUCCUGUAAAUUAAGAAAAAGAGAGAACAGUAGCACAGAAUGAAAUAAAAUACUCUACCCAUUGCGUGCAAAGUUUGCAGCAUAAGCCAUUGCAAGCUUGCUCAAUUCCUCCUCUUCGUGUGACACGGGUCCUUAGGGAGAUAUCAGUUAUUGCACUGCCCAGACACUAUUAACAUGGGACAAUGUUUGUCAAAGGUACAAAAUAAAUGAGGUUAUCUUCAUGUUUCAAGUACCUGUAACCACAGUGUGCCCAGUACAAAAGUAGGAUCCAAGAAAAAACAAAACAUCAUCAUAGUGGUCUGCCUUGACAAAAGUGGGUCUUGUCCCACUGUGCACCAGAGGUGAAUGCUGAAACUCGUAGACAUAUACAGGCACACCUGCAUCUGUCAGGAAGAAGGAAAAUGCAAGUCAUGUUGUAACUGCAAGGGCUGCAAUUGUUUUUGAUUUAUUGUAUUAUUUAUGUAUUAUGUAAGUGUGUUCACCUCGAUGGUACGUGGCCACUUGAAGUACGGGAAGAACAAUGAUCAUGUCACCAAGUAUCUCUGUGAAAGCAUCCCGUAUGUUCUGUGGAGAGUCGUUCUGUUGCAGGUAUUCAUCCAGCAUCAGUUCAUUUGCACCCGAGGCCUGUCAGUGAGGAGAUAUAAAGGGUUGUGAGAGAGAAAGAAAAAAAAAAGGCAUAUAGAAACUUUUAUUUUUACUGAAUAUUUAUGAAUGUUUAAAGGAAUCUGUUGGCACAGAUUUGUUUCUUACUUUGUCUUUGUUUUUCAUGUAAAUAAAUUGUUGCGUGUG